Molecule: messenger RNA, 576 nt
Organism: Ordospora colligata OC4
Lineage: Eukaryota; Fungi; Microsporidia; Ordosporidae
Exons: 1
Coding region: 1-576 (191 amino acids)
Biological process (GO): sphingolipid biosynthetic process; fatty acid elongation; very long-chain fatty acid biosynthetic process
Cellular component (GO): endoplasmic reticulum membrane
Molecular function (GO): 3-hydroxyacyl-CoA dehydratase activity
Source: RefSeq, a predicted model, not a curated record
AUGAUAAGCUCAAGCUAUAUUAAAACAUACAACAUGUUUGGAUUGUUUGUUUCAGUGUCUUCAUUGCUUGCAGGGCUAAGAUUCUAUGCAACAGGGAACAUAGGCUAUCUAAAGAUAAUGGGCAUGCUCCAAUCGUUCUUUAUCAUGGAAAUAGCAAACAUAUGCACCAAGAAGAGUAAUGCAAGGUAUCUCCCCACUGUGAUGCAGGUGAUCUCGCAGUUACUCAUGGUAUGGAUUGUUUUCUGGUACUAUAGAAUAAUCAACUGGUCCUUUCCAUUAAUAAUAGCGUGUUGGUGCCUUUCAAACAUGAUACGGUAUGUGUUCUAUAUAUUCAGAACGCAUACAAUAGGCAUCAUACGGUAUAAUCUCUUCCUAAUAACCUCUCCAACAGGAUUCUUAUUGGAAAUGUAUUGCUUAAAGACGCUUUAUGAUAGCUCAGGUAGAGUGCUUUCAUAUGUAGUUGCAAUAUCUGCACUUGCAUAUGUUCCAGGAUUCAUGUUUAUAUUUUCGCAUAUGCUCAGGCAGAGAAGAUGGUCUAAGAAGACUCGAGCUGCAAGGCACAAGAAGAAAGCUUAA